AGUUACGAGAGGAAUUUAAACAGUAUUUUAUAGUACUUUGUGAAAUUCUGGAGUAUUACGUCCGAAAAAAUGUUGCGUUACUCCCUUAUAUUGUUAUUAGUAAAUGUUUACGGUCGUAGUUUGGGAGGACCUGUACCAAAGCAAACCAGUAACGGUAAAAUAUUGAUAAGUAACCUGCUGAAUGACCUUAGCAAACAAUGCAAAAACGAGUUCGUACUGAGCCAAAUUGAGAGCAAAAACAUCACAUGCGAUUUAGAAAUGAACUAUCACAUUGAUGAUUUACAAUGUUUGAUGUUUUAUGACGCUAACCGUCUCCUGUGUAACCUUACCGCACUGAGUACUGCUAACCUCGCAACAGAUUUUAAGGCUAAAAUUAACGAAAAACAAACCGUCUCCGCUUUCUGCAGCGAAGCUUUGCAUUUCACCAUUCCUUCAACAUCCUACCAAGGUAUGCUUACUAUGGUGUUCCAAAGUUCCGAUGACUGUAAAAGAGUUUGCACUGAUGAUGACAUAAGAACUGGUGAUACACACUUCUUCUGCAAGUAUUACAAGUGGUCAUUGUUGAAUCUCCAAGUACCACAGAGCUUUGUUCAGGGAUCUGUACCUACUGAUUCUGCUGGUUCAGGACCACCAGGUGAUUUACACAAAAAUGAUGCAACAGCAAUUCAGGGAAUUCAACAGCCAGGUGGACAAGUUAAAAAGACUUCAGAUACUGUAGAUACUAAUACACAGUUGGUAAAAGCUGGAGACACAAAUCAACACACAUCGGAAGUGGCCAAACCAGAGUCCUCUUCGGCAAUACUGUUGACUGUUUCACAAAAUCCAGGAAGUCUUAAUUUUCCAAGUAACGAAGACAGUAAUAGGAAGACCACUCAAAAACCUGUAGUUAAUGAAGAUACUGCAGACAAAGCAGGAGACGCAGAUCCUGGUGACUCGGUUGUGGAACCAAUUGAUGCUGGAAAUGAAGGUGGCAUUGAUAAUCCUGGAGAGAUUAAGGAUCCGGAUGUUUCAAUGCAACAAAUUGAGACCCCUAAACAUAAGAUAGUUUUGGAAAAUGAAGAUACUGAUGAUACUGGAAUGGACAUGGAUGAUGAUGGAAAAGACGCCAGUGAUGACGGAGAUGACACAAUUGUUGGAGAUUUGGAAGUGAAACAAGAACAAGAAGCUAGCUCACAUAAAAGAAUCGAAACCCAGGUGUCCUUGAGUGGAGACGGGGCGCAAAGGGAGUUUUUCCAAAAUCCUGAUGGGUUUACAGAAGAUGAUGACCAUUUCUUCCCCUUCUUCUUGACCGCCGUGAUAGUCGUUGUAGUGUUGUACGUCUUGUACCACAAUAAGAACAAAGUAGGAAAAAUGUUCUUCGGUCUAAUAGUGGAGGGUCGGCAGCCGGGCCGCCGCCGCAACAGCCGCGGACACGCCUACCGCCGCCUCGACACCCUGGAGCAGGCUAUGGGCGCCAACACUCCUGCGCCGCCCAGCAAGAUCAUCUACUGAACCCACUAGUCUCCUUGUAAGGUGUGAGUAGGUAUACAUUGACGUACUACCCGUGGUA
Molecule: messenger RNA, 1549 nt
Organism: Cydia amplana
Lineage: Eukaryota; Metazoa; Arthropoda; Insecta; Lepidoptera; Tortricidae
Product: trans-Golgi network integral membrane protein 1-like
Exons: 4
Coding region: 70-1491 (473 amino acids)
Source: RefSeq, a predicted model, not a curated record